Molecule: messenger RNA, 1428 nt
Organism: Pseudovirgaria hyperparasitica
Lineage: Eukaryota; Fungi; Ascomycota; Dothideomycetes; Acrospermales; Acrospermaceae
Exons: 2
Coding region: 1-1428 (475 amino acids)
Biological process (GO): lipid metabolic process
Molecular function (GO): oxidoreductase activity
Source: RefSeq, a predicted model, not a curated record
AUGGCAACAACUACAGCUCGAGCCCAAAUCCCGGCUAUGAGACGUACUAUCACUUCCGAGACAGAGUCCACCGUGACCUCCGCCGGUGUCUCCCCUACGGAUUCGCCAAACCACUCGGCCUCGUCGACUUCGUUGUCCUCUCUCGGCUCAGAGACUGAACUCAAGAAUCAACAUGGCCAAUUGAUCGACACCUACGGCAAUGAGUUCCAGAUUCCAGAUUUCACCAUAAAGCAGAUUCGUGAUGCUAUCCCAGCUCACUGCUUCGAGCGUUCUGCUGCCACUGGACUUUACUAUGUGGCUCGCGAUAUUGUCUCACUUGCUGUGACUUUCUACCUCUUCAAUCGAUUUGUUACUCCCGAUAACAUCCCCUCGACCCCCAUCCGCGCUGCUCUGUGGGCCUUCUAUACCUUUGUGCAAGGGCUGUUCGGUACUGGUCUGUGGGUUCUCGCUCACGAGUGUGGCCACCAGUCAUUCUCUCCCUCCAAGACUCUGAACGACACUGUUGGGUGGAUCUGUCACUCAGCCCUUCUUGUUCCAUAUUUCUCAUGGAAGAUCUCCCACGGCAAACAUCAUAAGGCUACUGGUAACAUUGAACGUGAUAUGGUUUUCGUGCCCAAGACUAGAGAGGUAUAUGCCUCGAGGGUUGGAAAGCUCGUUCAUGAGAUUCAUGAGCUGACCGAGGAGACUCCUAUCUUCACAGCUCUGCAUAUGAUCGGUCAGCAGCUCGCCGGAUGGCCCCUUUACAUCCUCAUGAAUGUUACCGGUCACAAUUACCACGAGAAGCAACCCGAGGGUAAGGGUAAGGGCAAGAAGAAUGGUUUUGGAGGAGGUGUGAACCACUUUCAGCCUUCCAGCCCUCUGUACGAGCGCAAGGAUGAGCAUCUGAUCCUCCUGAGUGACCUCGGUCUUGCGAUUACCAUGAGUGCUCUAUACUUUGUCGGUAGCAAGUAUGGUUUCACCAAUCUCCUCGUUUGGUACAUUAUCCCCUAUCUAUGGGUUAACCACUGGCUCGUUGCAAUUACUUACCUCCAGCACACUGAUCCCUCCCUGCCUCACUACGAAUCCAGCGUCUGGACGUUUGCUCGGGGUGCUGCUGCAACCAUUGAUCGGGAGUUCGGUUUCAUCGGACGACAACUUCUGCACGGGAUCAUUGAGACCCACGUCUUACAUCACUACGUUUCUACCAUCCCCUUCUACCACGCCGAUGAAGCCACCGAGGCUAUCAAGCCAGUCAUGGGCGUGCAUUACCGCUCUGACACAAGAGGGGGUCCCAUUGGUUUCUUGAAGAGCAUGUGGAGAUCCGCUCGCAUGUGCCAGUUCGUCGAGCCCAGCGAGGGCGCGAAAGGAGAAGGUCAGGGCGUACUGUUUUACCGCAACCACAACGGACACGGACCCUCACCCCUGAAGUUGUCGCCAUCAGCUUCCUAG